GACGCAUCUCCAUCGCGGUUAUGAGCACCUCGUCUCCUCCCACUCCGCCAUCAAGGGCCUUAAUAGAUGACGAACGGAGAUUCAAAACCAUUACAUUACCUUGUGAGUGGGUGGAGGAUUAUCGGCCAGGUGGUUAUUAUCCAGUCGUUCUCGGCGACGUCUUCAACCACCAGUACAAGGUCAUCCGGAAGCUUGGCGAGGGCUCCUACUCAACGGUUUGGCUCGCCCAUGACCUAAAUAACAGUCGAUAUGUCGCCCUGAAGAUACUUAUAUCGGAAAUCUCGGAAUCGACAACUGAGCUACGAAUAUUACGCCAUAUCAUCGAAUACGCACCAGAAGAAGGGUCCCGAUAUAUCACGCGACUGCUGGACGAAUUCGAACACCGCGGACCUAAUGGCCUCCACAAGUGCCUGGUACUUGAGCCUAUAGGCCCGAGUGUCAAUACGAUAGUCGAGGAGCUGCCGCAGUUCAAACCUCGUAGGCGAGGAAUGAAGAUCCGCUAUCCGCUUCAGAUGGCAAAGAGUAUCCUUAAGCAAUCCUUAUAGGCUCUUGCAUUUCUAUAUGAAAAUGGUAUUGCCCAUGGAGACUUCUAGCCGGGAAACAUACUCUUCCCUCUUAUCGAUGUCGACUCGACCCCUGAGGAAUUGCUCCUACAAGAGGAAGAUGUGCAAGCCCGGUCGAUCUCGCCUCCGGUACAGAGGCUGGAUGGUAAACAAGAUAAAUGGGCGCCUUAAUAUCUUUGCGUUGCGUAGCCACUGGUGCCCUUUACUUGCUACGCCGAAGGGUUCAAGGUCAAAUUAUCCGAUAUGGGCGGUGGUUAGUCCCU
This is a messenger RNA of Penicillium hordei, 826 nucleotides long. RefSeq lists its product as uncharacterized. The transcript is spliced from 2 exons. The record is from RefSeq and is a predicted model, not a curated record. NCBI's taxonomy places the organism in Eukaryota, Fungi, Ascomycota, Eurotiomycetes, Eurotiales, Aspergillaceae. The coding region runs from base 21 to 545 and encodes 174 amino acids. Gene Ontology annotation, biological process: protein phosphorylation; regulation of mRNA processing; spliceosomal complex assembly. Gene Ontology annotation, molecular function: ATP binding; protein kinase activity.